Molecule: messenger RNA, 995 nt
Organism: Solea senegalensis (Senegalese sole)
Lineage: Eukaryota; Metazoa; Chordata; Actinopteri; Pleuronectiformes; Soleidae
Product: probable E3 ubiquitin-protein ligase HECTD2
Molecular function (GO): ubiquitin-protein transferase activity
Source: RefSeq, a predicted model, not a curated record
AUGCACUGUACACUGUGUAGUUGGUUGCUGAGGGAGUGGAAAGGGCCUCGGACCAAAGAUGACCUCCGAGCUUAUUUCAUUCUGGUUCAGAACCCUCAGUAUUCGAGCAGCAGCACCUUCGUGAUCUACGCUCACCUCCUGAGACAGAUCGCAGCUUUGUCUGAGGCUGACCACCAUUUCCUGGUUCACUGGCUCAAAAAGUUGUCUACUUUUUGGAGGUUCAAGCAGUUGGCGCCUCACCCGCAGUUCAUCUCCCACUCGCCUGUUCCUGCAGUCAUGAGCUUCUCUCUGACCAAGUGUUCAUGGUGGAUGUCUGCUACUAAAGUGCUCAGUCUGUUCAAUGCAGCGAACAGUGUCUCCUCUCCUCCCAUCAUGCCUUUCACCGACUUCUACAACAUCACUCUGGAUCACAUGGACUUCAUGGAGGAGUACAGGACCUGGCAGAACUACGGCAACUCGAACAGAUUUUCCUUCUGUCAGUUUCCUUUCAUCCUGUCCACAGUGGUGAAGAAAGCUAUUAUUCAGAAAGACUCAGAGCAACAGAUGAUCAGCCAGGCCAGACAAAGUCUGGUCAGUAAAGUUUCUCGCCGGCAGAGAGUCGACAUGAACCUUCUGUUUCUCAACAUUAAAGUUCGACGAGCACAACUUCUCACUGACUCACUGGAUGAGUUGACGAGGAAGCGGUGUGACCUGAAGAAGAAGCUGAAGGUGACGUUUGUCGGGGAGGCGGGGCUUGACAUGGGCGGCCUGACGAAGGAGUGGUUCCUGCUGCUGGUGCGACAGAUCUUCCACACAGACUAUGGUAUGUUCACCUACAUGAAGGACUCACGCUGUCAUUGGUUCAGCAGCUGGAAAUGUGACAACUACUCUGAGUUCCAGUUGGUAGGGACUCUGAUGGGUUUAGCGGUUUACAACAGCAUCGCUCUGGACAUCCACUUCCCCCUCUACUGUUACAGGUGUGUGUGUGUGUCAGCUGACGACCUACUGUUACAGGU